Molecule: messenger RNA, 1848 nt
Organism: Physella acuta
Lineage: Eukaryota; Metazoa; Mollusca; Gastropoda; Physidae
Product: elongation factor 1-alpha
Biological process (GO): translational elongation
Molecular function (GO): GTP binding; GTPase activity; translation elongation factor activity
Source: RefSeq, a predicted model, not a curated record
AAACCAGACUAUCCCAGCGUUCCCAGCAUACCCUACUUAGUCACGUGACGCGAUUCUUCGGUCCUUUUUUGCGGUGGUUCUGAGCGUGACAGCAGCUCCAAAUCAUUAUCUAAACAUUCAACAUGGGAAAGGAAAAGAUUCACAUUAACAUCGUCGUCAUUGGCCAUGUCGACUCUGGAAAAUCAACUACCACUGGUCACUUGAUCUACAAGUGCGGUGGUAUUGAUGAACGUACUAUUCAGAAAUUCGAAAAAGAAGCUCAAGAGAUGGGCAAGGGUUCCUUCAAAUACGCCUGGGUUUUGGACAAACUGAAGGCUGAGCGUGAGCGUGGUAUCACAAUUGAUAUUGCUCUCUGGAAAUUCCAAACUGACAAGUUCUACGUUACCAUCAUUGAUGCUCCUGGACAUCGUGAUUUUAUCAAGAACAUGAUUACUGGCACCUCACAGGCUGACUGUGCCGUGCUCAUUGUUGCUGCUGGUACUGGUGAGUUUGAAGCUGGUAUUUCAAAGGAAGGCCAGACUCGUGAACACGCUCUUCUUGCUUAUACCCUUGGUGUCAAACAGCUCAUCAUUGGUGUCAACAAGAUGGACAGCACCACUCCACCUUACAGUGAGAGUCGUUUCAAGGAAAUUGAGAAGGAAGUCAGUGGAUACAUCAAGAAGAUUGGUUACAAUCCUAAGACUGUUGCCUUCGUGCCAAUUUCUGGUUGGGUUGGUGAUAACAUGAUUGAGGAUUCACCAAACAUGCCAUGGUACAAGGGCUGGGCUGUUGAACGUAAAGACAAGGAUGGCAAGGAAGAAAAGGUUUCUGGCAAAACUUUGAUCAAUGCUCUGGAUAGCAUUCAGCCACCAUCUCGUCCAAGUGACAAGCCCCUCCGUCUGCCCCUCCAGGAUGUCUACAAAAUUGGAGGCAUUGGUACAGUGCCAGUAGGUCGUGUUGAGACUGGUAUCAUCAAGCCUGGCAUGGUUGUAACCUUUGCUCCCACCAACGUAACAACUGAGGUGAAAUCUGUAGAGAUGCACCAUGAGGCCCUUCCAGAGGCCACCCCUGGUGACAAUGUAGGCUUUAACAUCAAGAACGUCUCUGUCAAAGAAAUCAGAAGAGGCAACGUUGCUGGUGACAGCAAAAAUGAUCCACCAAAGGCCACCAAGCAGUUCCAUGCUCAGGUCAUCAUUCUGAACCACCCUGGUGAGAUCAAGAAUGGCUAUGCGCCAGUGUUGGACUGUCACACUGCCCACAUUGCCUGCAAGUUUGCUGAAAUCAAGGAGAAAUGUGAUCGUCGUUCAGGCAAAAAGCUGGAAGACAAUCCCAAGUUUGUUAAAUCUGGAGAUGCUGCCAUGGUUGACUUGGUCCCAAGCAAACCUAUGUGCGUGGAGGCUUUCCAGGAGUACCCACCCCUUGGUCGCUUUGCUGUUCGUGACAUGAAACAAACAGUAGCUGUGGGUGUCAUCAAGUCUGUUAUCAAGGAAGAUGCCGCCGCCGGUAAAGUUACAAAGGCUGCAGCCAAAAAGAAGUGAAUAGAACAGGAACCCUUGCCUACGCUGAGAGGAUUUAAGAAUGCCUAUACGAAGAUUUUCUUGAAUGGUCGACAUAGAUUUUGUGAAAAACCUAACAAGUCUCGAAACUACCACCAUUAUAGUAGCAGUGAUGAUAUUGCUGCGAUUUAUUUUAAUUUUAUGCCCAUUAAAAAGCUGACUCAGUUAAUUUUAAUUUCUUGGUCUAGGUGGCUUUUACAGUCAAAAUUGCACAGAAAAGAGUUCAGGAGGAAAAACGUUUAAGCCUAAGUUAAUUUUAUUCAAUGUGUAAAAAUAAACGUUCGUUUUAAGUGUAAAUUAAAAUUUACCUUCA